This is a messenger RNA of Phyllopteryx taeniolatus (common seadragon), 3478 nucleotides long. It is a transcript of the gene apobec2a, whose product is annotated as apolipoprotein B mRNA editing enzyme, catalytic polypeptide-like 2a. Lineage: Eukaryota; Metazoa; Chordata; Actinopteri; Syngnathiformes; Syngnathidae. The transcript has 3 exons. Gene Ontology annotation, molecular function: RNA binding; cytidine deaminase activity. Gene Ontology annotation, biological process: cytidine to uridine editing. The record is from RefSeq and is a predicted model, not a curated record. Bases 2477 to 3232 code for a protein of 251 amino acids. Gene Ontology annotation, cellular component: nucleus; cytoplasm.
GUAAAGCCUGAAAUAUGUUGCGAUUUUCAAAACGGAAGCACCCCGUAUGUCUUGAAUCCAAACAUUUCUUUUUGGGCUAUGGCGUGGGUCCGUUUGGGACUGCUUCUGGAACCGCGAGUUAGUGACCUCAGUUUUAAACGAUGUCGCAAAAAUCGAGCGAGCCAGAGCGAGCUGUUUAGCUCCGUAGCUCACUAGCUAGUUAGCUCACGGGCUAGCGAAUGUAAUAAAUAGUUAACGUUCCCUAAAAUGUCCCAGUUGUUUGCAUCUACGGAGCCAAAGCCGUUCCGCCAGCAGUUCACCGGGUGUUCCCAUAACAAUGAACAUUUAUCGAGUGCGGGAAAAAAAGUCUCGUGCCUAUUGAAACGAUAACCCACCGUAUUGUUCUUCUGACUGGCUAGCACCAAGACAGCACUUGUACUUUUAGCGGAUAAUGAUUCGCUGAAGCACUUCAGCAACACACACACAAGGCACAAAAUAUAUUUUUUUUUCUUUGAGGAGCAGUUUUGCUAAUUAUUUCUUCAUUCGAGGAGUAACUUUCUAAUUUUGAGGAGCAAUUUUUUUUGCAGCUUAAUCGGACAGGGACCACAAAGAACAAUUUUAUGAAGCUAUAAAAAUAUGACAAUAUAAUGGGGGAUGUGAAUGUAGGGCUGGAGCUAAUGAAUAUUUUAUUACUGAAUUAUUCUACUCAAACACUCAGUUAUUUGGAUAAACUAUAUUUUUGCUGGGUUAAAGAGCAAUUUUGAACACAAAAGAGAAAAUAAGACCUUUCACUUCAUAACGUACGACUAAUUGGUUUGCUUUUUUUAUAUAACCAACAGUUUUUAGUUUUUGAAUUCACAUUGUUCAUAAAAGAUAAGGCGUUUUUAAGCAUGAACGGCUUGAGUUUCAGCAUUUUGUGACAAAUUAAUACAUGAGGUUCAUGGCUGUGCAUUUAUGAGCUUUGACCAGCUGACUGGGAAUAAGACAAAGGUUCUUUUCUACUACUAAAUUUUGGAAGUGUUCAAUUUGUUCAAACUAAAAUGAAGAAACCUUGAGAAAGAAAAUAUUUUCCUUCAUCUGCGCUACGUUAACUUCAUUUCUGUGUGUGUGUUUCGAUGCCCAAAAUGCGAAUUUUGACCAGCAAACUGCGAUGCAAGACGGCUUAAUUCGACCCUUGCAAACAUACGUAAGUAAGCAAUGUCGUGCGUUAGUGGAUGCAGAUUCACCAUGCUUUAUGCGUCCCUGAUCAUUUUUGUGCAUCUUAGACGCGGGACGCACAUCAAACAAACUGUAAAUAUAAUGUGAGAGUUAAAUAAGACACACAUAAACACACAUUAUUCAUGUUACGUUACUCUUGAUCGUUCAUAAACAUUCAUGAAUAACAUCUUUAUUAUGGCAACAAUUUAACAUUUCAUGACGCAAUCCAUGCUGGGAGCCAUGCGGCUUCUGCUAGGAAAUACAAUAACUCUCUGUGUAACCUUAGCCAAAAUCCCAUGAUGCAUUGGAAGCUGUAGUUAAUUACUCUAUAAUCACUAAAGUAUUUUACUGUAUGGUAUGUCUUCAAUAAGUGAAGCAUUUACAGUCUGACAGUGUGCUACUAGUGUAUAAAUGGAUAUGUGCACAGCAUUGUGUUUUGUUUUUACCUUUCUUCACUCAACACUUAGCAAUAUGAUCUGGGCUAAAAGGAAUAUUUAAUUUAGAAACAUGAUAAAUAAUCAUUUAGGGUUGUUUUUUUUUUCCCCAAGAGAAAAUAAUUAUUCAAAUUCGUUAGUUGGAGAGAUAAAAAUUGAACUUUCUCGCAUAUGGAGGUUCCAAUUUUUAGUAAGGGUAAACAAGUGUUUACAAUCUGUUUUGGGGAUGUUUUUCCGUACUCUUAAAACUAAUGCUGUCUCCAUUGUUUCCUCUCCAAAACACUACAUGUAAUUAACAUGCAGCCAUCCAGAGACACAUACUUUAAAAUUAAAAAUAAGGUCCUCACAUGGCAGACACUCUCAUUACAGGCACAGGGGCUGGUUCUCUCAUCUCAUCUCAAAUCUUUUAUUAGACAUGCUUGCUCUGUAGGCCGCAGCUGCUUGAGUGUCUCUACUAGUGUUUGACCCUUAGGGACCUUUAAAGGGCAAUGAUAUAUUUUUAGACUAAAACUGCUAUAGAUAUUAAUUUCGACUGUGCAUAUUUGAAUGCUUUUAUUUGUGUGCCAAAAUUCAACAUUUAGUAUCUAGAAUCCUCUUUUAGUUUAUAUUAACUAUUAUGUUACAAAGAAACUGUCAAAUUGCCACACCCCCAACUCAGACCCUUUACCAUCCCACCUUGCCCCUCCUUUCUCCCCUGUAUCUCUGUCUUUAGUUAGUCCAUUGCACUGCAGACUUCCCUUUCUUGCUCUCUCCACCAUUCCACAGAUUACUUCUCACUGCCCGCAUCUAGAAAUUGUGUAUUUUGUGCUUCUUGUCAUUUGAUCUUUGAUUGAAUUAAUUCUUGAGGCCACAAGAAAUCUGACACCAUGGCCGACAGAAGUCGUAUGCUGCGAAAAAAGGACAGACAAGAAAAAGAAGCCGGUGAAAAGACCAGGGAUGGAAAUGAAGUGAAGAAUGAAGAAGAAAAUGCUCAAGAUAAUGGAGGGGGGCCAUCAGCUGAGCAAUCCUCCACCAAUGAUGUAACAGCUGAUGGUAAAAAUGGAGAUCUUCAGGUCGAGCCAAUGGAACUACCUCCGUUUGAAAUCAUUGCAGGUGAUCGAAUUGAUCCUUUCGCAUUCAAGUUCCAGUUCAAGAAUGUGGAAUACUCCUCGGGCCGCAAUAAGACGUUCUUGUGUUACCUGGUGGAUCAAGGGAAAACAGCUGAUGGACUCCUGAGAGGUUGUCUGGAGGAUGAACACACCGGAACUCACGCUGAAGAAGCCUUCUUCGCACAGUGCCUGUCUGACUACGACCCUUCACUCAAAUACACAGUCACCUGGUAUGUGUCAUCUAGUCCCUGCUCUGCUUGUGCAGCAAAGAUAGCCGAUGUGUUAAACGCCAAGAAAAACAUCAAAUUGAGCAUCUUUGCUGCUCGGCUGUUUGAGUUUGAGGAAGCAGAGAUUCAGGCUGGGCUAAAGGCUCUGCAUACAGCCGGAUGUAAGCUGAGGAUGAUGAAGCCUCUGGACUUUUCCUAUACCUGGGAUACAUUUGUGGAGAAUGAGGAUCAACCUCUUAACCUGUGGGAAGACUGCAAAGACAACUAUGAGUAUUAUCAUGAGAAGCUGUCUGACAUUCUGCAGUGAACACAUUAAACAUGCGUUAAAAGAGAGAAGGGUAUCUUUUUUGACAAGAGGAGUCCAUGGAAUUUUUAGAGCGGGAAACUUCCGAAAGGGCAAUUCACAGCUGUGGAAGUGACUGCCAGAUGAUCUAUUUCGUGUCGUAAUCUGAACCUUGCAGUGGAGCAGAUGUGCAACUGUGCCACAUGAAUUGCAACCCUAUUAUAUGAUACAAAAAUAAACCCAAAUACAGCGGUGGGAAGUAACCUUCGU